Lodderomyces orthopsilosis Co 90-125 is the source of this 2883-nucleotide messenger RNA. RefSeq lists its product as uncharacterized. The transcript has a single exon. Gene Ontology annotation, biological process: positive regulation of kinase activity; phosphatidylinositol biosynthetic process. NCBI's taxonomy places the organism in Eukaryota, Fungi, Ascomycota, Pichiomycetes, Serinales, Debaryomycetaceae. Gene Ontology annotation, cellular component: PAS complex; fungal-type vacuole membrane; endosome membrane. The coding region runs from base 1 to 2883 and encodes 960 amino acids. The record is from RefSeq and is a predicted model, not a curated record.
AUGCCUCCGUCUACUCAACAACCCAUCCUAGAUCAGUCAAUAAUCAAAGAUCUAUCCAACCACAUUUACGAAAAACGAAAAGCAACAGCUUUCCAAAUUGAGUCAAUAACCAAAUCAGCAUUGAGCCGUAAUGAUAGUCAAACAAUAUAUCGAAUCGUUCAUGAAUUGACCACAAUGACCAUGACAAGUGGGUCUAAUUCAGCCAAAAUGGGAGCAAUUACUGCAUUGGGAAGUGUUUCAGUAGCUGUUGGAUCAUUUGCAAUUGCUUAUUUUCUUGACGAUAUAAUUCGACCUAUAUUUGCCACGUUUCGCGAUACUGAUGCUCGAGUACGAUACUAUGCAUGUGAAUCGUUAUACAAUGUUGCCAAAAUUGCAAGAGGUGAGAUUUUGUUAUACAUUAAUGAGAUUUUUGAUGUGUUGUGUAUAUUAGUGAGUGAUGCUGAAAGUAGUGUCAAGAAUGCAGCUGAUAUCUUGGAUAGAUUGGUCAAAGAUAUCAUUAGUGCCAAAGCAACUAGCUAUGUGAGUAUAUUACAACAACAAAAUGAUUCACAAAACUUGCAAGGACAACAAGAUCAGGGGGAAUUGGCGUACGAAGAUUUGUUGAGGUCUCAAGGAAGUGAUGAAAUCGUUCAACUGAGCAACCCUCAAGAUCCAACAAAGGCAUUCCUGUUGCCAAAAUUUAUGCCAACUUUAUUAGAGAGAAUGUAUACUGUUGAUCCAUUUACAAAAAAGUUCCUACUCAGUUGGCUUGAGUUAUUUGAUGAUAUACCUAAUUUAGAAUUGAUUAGUUUCUUGCCUAGUUUUUUGAAACCGUUGGUGAGGUUUAUUUUGAAUAAUGCCCCAAGUGAUAUCAAAUUGGAGACUCAGAACUUAUUGAAUGUGUUUUUGAAUGAAAUUAAGGGAAUUUCGAGGGUCAAGAUUGAAUAUAAACGCAAGUUGAGAGAACAAGAGGAAAGGGAAGGGAAAGAGAAACAGGAGCAGCAAGAAAGGGAAGCGGAGAAAGAGAAAGAGAAGGAGAAGGAGAAGGAAAAGGACAAGGACAAGGACAAGGACAAGGACAAGGACAAGGGUAAGGAGGGGGAGGAUGAAGUAAAGAAAAUGUUGAAUGAGUUGGGAAAGACGAAAAAUGGGGGCAAGAAUAAAGGGGAAAGUGUCGAGGGGAAAAUGGCAGAGCCAAAUAAAGCGGAAAAGGAGCAGAAGGAUGCGGAAGUGAGUCAAGAUGAUACAGCAAGUAUUAAGUCUUAUGAUACAACAAUUAUUCACAAGAAAAAGGGAAGCUCCUCGAUUCAAGAUUCCACAGAACUAAAUCUGGAUCUUCCCGAGUUGAGGGAUGAAGACCAAGAACUGGAUGAAGUUACAUUUGGUCAGGAUAUCUAUAUUGAUUAUCUGAAAAUCAUUUCCAUCUUGGUUUCCUUUUUACGUGAAUUUGAAAAACAGGAGACUGUAGCCAAAAACGAUUUACUUAUUGAUUCAAGGGAAACUUAUUGUGAUGUACAAUUUAUCACUUUGAAGUGGCUACAAGCUUUGGUUGAUGUAUCACCACAAGAUGUACUUAAUGCUAUGCCUGAAUGUGUUUCAGUCAUAUUGAAAAACAUCACCGUGACUGAUCAAACUCAAGAUCUUGAAUUGCAGAACCAACUAAUUAAUGUUAGCUUCAGCUUGCAGGCAUUUUUAAGCAAAGUAUACGAAAAUGUGUCCUCAUUUGAGUUAUUUGGAGUCAAUGUGGAAAGUUUGGUCAAUUUUAAUUCAACUCAAUUACCGCAAACACUAUCAGCGAUUAUAAAUGAGUAUUUGAAGCCAUUUUCUUCAUCGGCGAUAACAACAAAUGUGGCGAUAAACACCACUAUUGAUAGCGAGUUAUCGCGAAUCACUUCGUUAGAAUGGCUUAUUUUCAUCUAUGAGCAUAACCCUGAUGAUUUUUUGAAAUUCUUCCAAUCAACAGAGAAGUUUGAGUUGACAAAUUUACUCAAGUACGAUUCAAGUAAUGAAGUUAUUCUCAAAGUUUUGCAAUUGUUGGCAAAAAUCUCAGAAUCAAAUCCCGAGUUUUUCAAAGAUUUCAUCAUCAAGUUACUCAAAUUGAUUCAAUUGGAGGGAUAUGAGAAAUCAAUCAAGGUUGAAUUCAUCAUUAGGAAGUUGUGUCUCUGUUUGGAUUCGGAGAUUAUAUUCACUACGUUGUCUGAAGUAUUACAACAACACUACCAUCAACAACCACCACAGAAAGCGAAUCAAAAGACACAACCAGAUCAAAACAACCGUCAAAUUCGUCAUAGUAGUGACAAACAUGCCAAACAUGAUUUAGAAGUACAAGACCAAUCUAAUUUGGAAUUUGCCAAUGUAUUAGUUGUCACUUUGAACAAUAUUCUCCUCACAUCAAGUGAAUUGUCACCCUUCAGAAAAAAAUUGAAAAACUUGGAUUUGUCAUCACUGAAGGAUUGGUCACUAUUUGCUACAUUAUUCAAAAGUUGGUGUUUCAAUCCUCCUAGUGCCAUUGCUCUUUGCUUACUAACAUCAAAUUAUGAAUUGUCAUAUCUCAUAAUCAAAAAUUUGUCCGAAUUGGAAGUCACAUCUCAACUACUAACCCAAUUGGAUGUACUUAUUCAGCUUUUGGAACUGCCGAUUUUCAUCAAAUUGAGAUUGCAAUUACUUGAGCCAGAGAAUUAUCCAUUUUUGUACAAGACCCUAUAUGGAAUAUUGAUGAUUUUACCACAAUCAAGUACAUUUAUGACAUUGAGGAAUCGAUUGACUGUUUGUGGGGUACAAGGGGUUUCAAGUGGUGGCGGUGCUAGUGCUAGUGGAAGUUCUGAAACCAAAGGUGAAUUGUCAUUGCGCAAAAAGAGGAUCAAUGAAUUGUUGGAAAGGUUUAGAGAGAUCAAUAAGAUUUAG